This is a messenger RNA of Orbilia oligospora ATCC 24927, 1569 nucleotides long. RefSeq lists its product as uncharacterized. The record is from RefSeq and is a predicted model, not a curated record. Lineage: Eukaryota; Fungi; Ascomycota; Orbiliomycetes; Orbiliales; Orbiliaceae. The transcript is spliced from 5 exons. Bases 1 to 1569 code for a protein of 522 amino acids. Gene Ontology annotation, biological process: mRNA cis splicing, via spliceosome; regulation of alternative mRNA splicing, via spliceosome. Gene Ontology annotation, molecular function: RNA binding. Gene Ontology annotation, cellular component: catalytic step 2 spliceosome; U2-type prespliceosome; U2 snRNP.
AUGGCUCCUUCUGCCGCCGAUAUCCCGCCUCCGAUUACCAUUGUCUCCAACGAGGAGGCGGCAAAAGCUCCAGCAGGCGUUGUGCUACCGCCCAAGGAAAUUCGAGCCAUUGUUGAGAAGACUGCAGGAUACGUCGCCCGAAAUGGCGAAGCUUUCGAGAUGAGAAUCCGUGAUAACGAACGAACGAACCCCAAGUUUUCAUUUUUAACUCCUGGAGACCCCUAUAACCCGUUCUACGUAUGGCGCCUCGAAGAAACGCGUGCGGGAAGAUCAACCGCCGUCGCGGCUGGUCGUACUGAUGGUGCUGCAGCUCCUGCCCCAGAACCCGAAGCAGAGCCUGGACCGACUCCACCACCCGAAUUUCAAUUCUCGGCGAGAAUGCCAGCUAUUAGCGCGCAAGAUUUGGAUGUACUACGAUUGACAGCCUUAUUCGUUGCAAAGAAUGGUAGACAGUUCAUGACAACUUUAUCACAGCGUGAAGCGCGAAAUUAUCAAUUCGAUUUCCUACGACCAAAUCACUCGUUCUACCAAUACUUUACCCGCCUCGUCGACCAGUACACCCUGAUUCUUAGCCCCACCGACAAGGAUGAGCGAAUGGAGCAGCUCAGGAAGAACUUUGAGGACAAAUUCCAGCUGAUUGACGCUGCCAAACAGAGGUCGGAGUGGGUAAAGCAUCAAGAGGAAGAAAAGAAGAAGCAGGAAGAGGAAGAGGACAAGGAGAAAUUGGCAUAUGCGCAAAUCGAUUGGCAUGACUUUGCUGUUGUUGAAACAAUCACAUUCACAGAAGCCGACGAUCACGCCGAUUUACCUCCCCCGACUUCACUUUCUGAUCUUCAGCAUGCUUCCUUGGAGCAAAAGGCGUUGAUGUCGUUGAAUAGCAACCAACUUCGCAUUGAAGAAGCCAUGCCAACAGCUGACGAUUAUGACUCUGGAACUUACAUUCCGGGACCCAUCCAGGAAGAGGAAGAGGAAGACGAGACUAUGGACGUGCCUAUGGAACCAGAUUCUGAUAACGAGGACGAAGAAAUGGCAAGAAUACGCGAGAGAAGAGAGGCACAGGCUCGCGCCGAACAGGCUAGAGCUGAGGCUCAAGGUGGCACAGCGCCCAUGAAGAUCAGGAGCGAUUACGUAUCCCGGGCAGCGACAGCUGCAGCGAACAGGCGUGGUGCGGCACAAACUACCAUAUGCCCUAACUGCAAACAGCCUAUCCCACUUGAUGAGUUGGAGCAGCAUAUGAGAAUUGAACUUCUGGACCCCCGCUGGAAAGAACAAAGAGCCCGCGCCGAUGCCAAAUAUUCGACAACAAAUCUUUCUACUACAGAUGUCGCAGCGAACUUGAAACGAUUAGCGAGCCAGCGUGCUGAUUUAUUCGAUGUUCAGCCUGGCACCGUAGAUGAGGGAGACGAGAGGAGGAAGAAACCUGUUAUUGCAUGGGAUGGCCACGCUGACAGUAGAGAAUCAGUCAGAUUGCAACAAUUGCAGUCCGUCAGUAUGACGGAUCAACUCAGUGCUCUCCAGAAGAAACAGCAAGAAUUCUUGAAUCCAACAGUUGGGCCGAGAAGAAAUUAG